Molecule: messenger RNA, 2382 nt
Organism: Bombina bombina (fire-bellied toad)
Lineage: Eukaryota; Metazoa; Chordata; Amphibia; Anura; Bombinatoridae
Gene: CCDC93
Product: coiled-coil domain containing 93
Exons: 24
Coding region: 111-1952 (613 amino acids)
Biological process (GO): Golgi to plasma membrane transport
Source: RefSeq, a predicted model, not a curated record
UGUAGGGGUUGCUGGCUCCAGAUUUCGCUGCUCUGAUCCAGUUGUGUGAACAGGAUCCCCCAGAAGGGAUCUGACAUUCUGGUGGCUGAGAGAGAGUUAGAUCUGCAGCUAUGGCAGCGACCAGGGGGGAAAGAGAAGAGGUAGAAACUAGAGAAGAUGAGGAGCAAAAUGUUAAACUUCUGGAGAUCCUGGAGUUGCUGGUAGCUGCUGGCUACUUUAGAGCCCGUAUUAAAGGAUUGUCGCCAUUUGACAAGGUGGUUGGUGGGAUGACCUGGUGUAUAACCACAUGCAAUUUUGACAUAGAUGUAGACCUGCUGUUUCAGGAAAACUCAACAAUAGGACAGAAGAUAGCAUUAACUGAGAAAAUUGUGUCUGUCCUUCCAAAAAUGAAGUGUCCUCACCGCCUUGAUCCCCAUCAAAUUCAGGGCUUGGAUUUCAUCCAUAUUUUCCCUGUAAUCCAGUGGCUUGUAAAACGUGCCAUUGAAACAAGGCAAGAGAUGGGAGAUUAUAUCCGCUCUUAUUCUAUAUCCCAGUUUCAGAAGGAUCACAGUCUUCCUGAGGAUGAUGAGUUUGUAAACAAGAAAGAGCAGGCGAUGAAAAGUCUCACUGAUACAUUUGAUGUGUACAAGCCACAGAGGAAAUACAAGAGGCAUGGGGACAGCACAGAGCUGACUGAUGAAGAGUCUCGUGUACAUUCCACUCUACUGGAAUACGGAAGAUUUUCUGCCUUUUUCAUGCGCUAUGGAAUCAGCAAGCAAAACAAGGCGGAGAAGCAAGAAGAUCGACGGGUACCGGUGCCAUCUGGACUAGCUGGGAAAGUUGACUCACGAGAGGAAGAUGAAUUGCAUGCUGAGGAGGAGCUCCGUAUUACAACUUUAAUGACUGGAAUGGCUGUAAUGGACACUGAAGAGGGACGUCUAACAGCCAGCACUGUGGGACACAUUGUGGGGCUACAGUCAGAUGAGAUCAAGCAAAUGGUGUCUGAAUAUGCUGAGAAGCAAUCAGAGCUUUGUGCAGAUGAGAGGACAGAUCAUUUAGGAGCAGCUCAGCAACAUAGGAGAAAAGUGACUUCACUCAACAAGCAAAUAGCUCAGCGAAAUAAAAUACUUGAACAGCUGCAAACAAAAUACUCUGAUCUUCAGGCUGAAUGCAAUGAAACAAAGAAGAAGCUGGCUGAGGUUUCAAGUUACAGUGAGCGAUUGGACCAGGAGCUAUCUUCUCUGGAAAGUAUUGAGUCCAAAGCAGAUCCCAGCAUCCUGCAGAAACUCAGAUCUUUGGUAGCAAUGAAUGAAAGCCUGAAAGUUCAGGAGCAGCAGUUCCGUUCCCACUGUCGGGAGGAGAAGUCUCGAUUACAACAGAAUAUUGAGAGUCUAAAAGAAGAAGCUACUGAUAAAGGCGAGGGAAAGGAGCGGGCACAGAUCUUUGAGCAGCAGCAUAGGAUGGAGAGAGAGAAACUGCAGAAAAUCCGUCUCUUACUGGCUCGACGGAACAGAGAAAUUGCUAUUCUGCAGCGCAAAAUUGAUGAAGUUCCCAGCCGUGCUGAAUUAACGCAAUACCAGAAGAGGUUUAUUGAAUUGUACGGACAAGUCUCGGCCACACACAAGGAGACCAAACAGUUCUUCACUUUGUAUAACACACUGGAUGACAAGAAAGUUUAUCUGGAGAAAGAGGUGAAUUUACUGAAUUCAAUUCACGACAACUUCCAACAAGCCAUGGCCUCCUCAAGCACCCGUGAGCAAUUUCUCAGACAAAUGGAACAGAUUGUGGAUGGUAUCAAACAGAGCAGAAAUAAGAUGGAAAAAAAGAAGCAGGAAAAUAAGAUGCGACGCGAUCAGCUGAACGAUGACUACCUAGAUCUCCUGGAGAAGCAGCGACUGUACUUUAAAACAGUCAAGGAGUUUAAAGAGGAAUGCCGAAAAAAUGAGACCCUUUUAGCCAAAAUGAAGAGCUAGACUCCCUAAUCAGUAUUUCAUAGAAUGCUGCCUUGUGGACUACAAUGAAGAGGCUGAAAAGAUAUGAGGACCAGCACUGUGUACGUGAACUCGGUUUAAGCAGCAGAGAUUGUAUGUGGGAUACAAAAUGCUUGAAUACACGCAGCAAUGAGUUAAUACUUUGCUGCAGCACUAAGCUGCCUUGUUACAUAUCACAAAGAGAAAUAUUUUCUGUGCAGCCUUGGCACAAACGAUCUGUGAUCUGUCCUCUUACCAUUUUUUUUUAACACAAACUUUUCUUUUCAAUGUACCAAAACUGUGUUUUACAGACACUUGUUUCUACAUGACCUUUCUUCACACCAGGGGUCAGGAGGGAGUUACAUAAAGCCAUUCCAUAAUAAAUAAAAUUGUACUGAUUGAAUGGGUCAAAUAAAAACAACAUUCUCAUAAA